This is a messenger RNA of [Torrubiella] hemipterigena, 1626 nucleotides long. The record is from the annotation of a GenBank genome assembly. NCBI's taxonomy places the organism in Eukaryota, Fungi, Ascomycota, Sordariomycetes, Hypocreales, Clavicipitaceae.
AUGGCGCCCUCAAUCCCUGCUGGGCUCACCCUCAAGUCGCAUCCGUCAAAAGGCAGAGCCCUCCACACAACCGCCGCCAUCAAAGCUGGCCAAAUCAUCGCCGUCUUUAACCCUACUCUUCUUCUACCUUCAUCUGGCAGUCUUUCUGAUAUAUGCACCUAUUGCUUCAAGCGUGGAAAGCCUCGAUCUUGCAAGCAAUGCCGCGUUGCAUACUACUGCGACGCCAAAUGCCAGACAGCCCAUUGGACGACUGUCCACAAAGCAGAAUGUGUCACUCUGUCUAAGAGCGUAUCAUCAGUUGCCCAGCGCAGGCAGAUGCCGACGCCCAUCAGAGCGCUACUUCAGGUUCUUUUAACACAAGGCGUCGAUGGCGGUGUCCUGGCAGACUUGGAGGGCCAUGUUGCUCAGAAGCGAGGCCAACCGGGAUGGGCAGAUUGGGAGCUCAUGGCGAUGGCAGCGUGUGCCUUUUCUGGUCUCGGCACCGAGGGAGAUACAGUCAAUAAAGCUACAGAGUUGCUUUGCAAGAUUAACACCAACGCCUUCCACCGAUUUGACGCUGAUAUUGGCGAUCAUGGCGUCUUCCUAGAACCUGCGCUUGCUAUGGUGAACCACUCAUGUGUACCCAACGCAUUCGUACAGUUUGUCGGCAGAACAGCCAUCUUGAGAGCUGAAGGCGACAUUGCCGCUGGAGACGAGAUUGAAAUCUCAUACACUGAUAACACGACUCCUCUUGAGAAACGACGAGAGAAUUUGACGCAAUACACUUUUGAAUGCGAGUGCCCUCGCUGCAAGGAUGACCUCAACGUAUAUCAAGCUUGUGCCACAUCGCCUAGCGCGGACCUCAACAAGACAUGGUUUGAUGACUGGGAUACCAAGCUGCGCAAACACCACGGCAUCACGAAUGAGGUUGCCGUCAAGACUUCUCAAAAUGCUCCUCUUGAGGCAUUGGAAACAAUAGAGCUGGCAUCACAGGUUGAAAACCUUGAAGUCAAGGAAAAGGCCAUCAAGGACCAAUACGAAGCCUGCCGCGAGCUUAUUGAUCAAAACCUCUGGGCUGUCUCACCACUUGCCAACAUCCUCACGGAGAUCUCCAUUCUAUAUUCCGAGAAGCAAAACUUUGCAUAUGCGCUCUUUGUUGCUUGCUUCUCGGCCUGCGAGAGUGAUCCGUUCCGCUUCCCAGCCGUCUUUCACCCCUCGCGAGCUAGGGCGCUCCUUGUCAUUGCCAAACUGCUUUCGAAUACGGCACCAUUGGCAGCAAAGCAGCAGAGCGCAGAACACUCUACAUCGCCAGAGCGCACUCUGUAUGAAUCUGCUAUCGAAAAGCUUGUGAAAAUCGAUCAGGUCUCGCUGUGCCAGAUGUUGCUUGUCAUUAUUCUUCGAGGCGCCUCAGACAAACGACUUAUGGAAUGGGAGGUGGCUAAUGGGGCAGCCGAGAUGCUCUACGAGAUUGAGAACCUACCUGGCAGAGAGCAAGAGAAUUCCCUUAUUCGACUAUGGCAAGAAUCUCCUGGCGACGAUGAAAGCAAGGCACUAUUCCACUAUGCUGUGGUGAAGCAGCUGGAUACGCUUGCGCAGCUCGGAAAGCAGGUGCUCGAAAGCGAUUUCGACCCCAAGAAUCAGAAAUAG